Messenger RNA from Cryptomeria japonica (Japanese cedar), 881 nucleotides. Its product is annotated as myosin-8-like. The record is from RefSeq and is a predicted model, not a curated record. NCBI's taxonomy places the organism in Eukaryota, Viridiplantae, Streptophyta, Pinopsida, Cupressales, Cupressaceae. The coding region runs from base 183 to 635 and encodes 150 amino acids. The transcript has 6 exons.
UAGCUGUGGUGGACAUUGUUGUGCCUGCCCGCGUGCGUCCUCCAUUCCACGUGUUUCCGUCGUGCCGUCUAUUAUAUUCAAAGGAAACAAUUCCCACCUACUCGAGGUCCACUUGUAUUUCACUCCCUGUUAAUAUUUUCAACCUCUCUUGGCUUCGAUAAGUUCACUUGAGCAAAAAGCAGAUGAAGCUGAAAAGAAAGCAGAAGAGGUUGAGAAGAAAUAUGUUGCUGAGUGAAGAACGGCUUAGAAAGGCGAAGGAGGCAGAGUCACAAAUUGAGAAGCUCAAGAAUACAUUACAAAAGUUUGAAGCUAAACUUUCAAAUGUCGAAUCUGAGGAUAAAGUUAUUCGUCAGCAAACAUUGGUCAAGUCACCUAUAAGGACCUUUUCGGAACGCAUAAUCACUACAAUUACUCAGACUCUUGAAAAUGGCUAUCAUGAGCUUGAGGAACCUGAUACUGUAAAAGUUACUGUUGCCAGUGAGGUACCUUUCAUCAAGGAGCCUGCUGAAAUUGAGAAUAAGCAACCAAGGCCUCUCAAUGACAUAGAGACCAAGCCACCAAGGCCACUUAAUGAUAUACAUGAAUCCAAUCAACGCGUAUUGCAGUCAAUCAUGGCGGACAAUAUACUUUCUUGAAGCGCGUCUAGAGGAUGUAUUUGGACGGUCAAGUUCAAGAAAUUCCUUAAAUUUGAUCGAUUUUGUGCUGGAAUCUACAAAGCAGGGCAACAAGUCAAGCAAGCAAUUAGACUUUGAUAUCAUGGGUCGGCCACUAUAUCAAGACUUUGAAAAUGACUAGAGACUUUUACAAAUUAUAAUAUUUUUUUUUUUUUGUUCUUGGACAUGAAUUGGAGUCAAUGGCUUAAUGGACCAUGGAUUUACUUC